UUCAAAUUGAGUGAACCAAAAAGCACAUAACGUCACAAAUAUUGAUAUGUAUGUAUCUCUUUUUUCUAGAUAUUUGGCGAUCAUUACCACUUCACCUACUCAAAAAUUGCGAAAAGAUCUUUGACACCGAAUUCGGAGAAGAGGGUUAGUUUGGCUGUCGAUACCAGGAUAAAAUGGGCCAAACAGCAGAAGGCAAAACGAAGAAUCAAAAGGGACUAUCGAGUACAAGACAGCGAUCCAAAAUGGCCUUUUAUGUGGUACUUGAAUCGAGGUGGAGGACUAGAUAUGAAUGUAAUUCCAGCAUGGAUGGAAGGCAUUACAGGAAAAGGCGCUGUCGUAACAAUCUUAGAUGACGGCUUAGAAAAGGACCAUCCUGACCUCGUACAGAAUUACGAUCCCCUGGCAUCGUAUGAUGUGAACGGACAAGACUCUGAUCCAAGUCCUAGGUAUGAUAUGAUUGACUCCAAUAGACAUGGAACUAGAUGUGCUGGUGAAGUCGCAGCUACAAGCAAUAAUUCUGUAUGCGCUUUGGGGGUUGCACAUGGUGCUCAGGUUGGAGGUGUGAGGAUGCUAGACGGUGACGUUACAGAUGCGGUUGAAGCUAGAUCUCUCAGUCUGAAUCCCCACCAUAUUGACAUAUACAGUGCCUCUUGGGGUCCAGACGAUGAUGGCAAAACAGUAGACGGACCUGGUGAACUUGCCACAAGGGCUUUUAUCGAAGGAGUGACCAAGGGUCGAAACGGCAAGGGGUCGAUAUUCAUCUGGGCAUCAGGAAACGGCGGCAGAGAUCACGAUAACUGCAACUGUGAUGGCUACACUAACUCGAUAUACAGUUUAUCGAUAUCCAGUGCUACAGAGCAUGGUCACGUACCUUGGUACAGCGAAGCAUGUAGCUCAACAUUAGCUUCAACUUAUAGUAGCGGUGCUGUCGGCGAAAGACAGGUGGUCACGACAGAUUUGAGACAUUCUUGUACCAGUAGCCAUACCGGAACCAGCGCUUCGGCUCCUUUGGCAGCAGGUAUAUGUGCCCUGGCUCUGGAAGCCAACCCAAAUCUAACUUGGCGUGAUAUGCAGCAUAUCGUCGUGCGUACUGCAAGACCUCAAAAUUUGAUUGCCCCUGAUUGGCAAACAAACGGUGUAGGAAGAAAUGUAUCACACAGCUUCGGGUAUGGACUAAUGGAUGCUUAUGCUAUGGUGCAGUUGGCUAGGAAUUGGAUCACUGUACCAGAGCAACACAAGUGUGAAAUACCUGCUCCACAUCUUCUCAAGCCGAUUCCCGCCAAAAGCGUCGUCGUACUUCAACUGCAAGUCAAGGAAUGUGAAGGCGUAGAAGUUUUAGAGCAUGUACAAGCCAAGUUGACCAUAUUUUCGCAAAGAAGGGGUGAUCUGAACAUUCAGUUAACCUCCCCUAUGGGUACUAGGGUCACUUUGCUAGCGCAUAGAGCUCACGAUAAUUCUAGAUCUGGUUUCAAUGUUUGGCCGUUCAUGUCAGUGCAUUCUUGGGGGGAGUCGCCUUUCGGAACAUGGCAACUUGAAAUACACAACGACGGGAGGCUUUUAGCUCAAGUGAAAACCUGGCAACUGACAUUGUAUGGUACGACAACUCCUCCAGCUUACGAUCUGCAUAAGAAGGUUGGCGGAUUUCCGAGCUCUUAUAACGACGACAUUUUCCACAAUUCUAUUGAUGAUUCGUCGUCCAACUGGCGAAUGGUCGAGAAUCGUAAAGAUAUCAUGGAAGUAGAGGGAAAACAGAACAGUGUAUCAAGUUGUGUUAAAGCUGAGGGGAAUUUGUGUCUAGGUUUGUUCUGUUUUGUUUCACUCCUGUAUAUCUACUCUUAUAACACCCACGACUUUCUAACAUUCUUUUUAAUCCGUGUCUAUCAGGCAGCGCUGCUGCUAUUGAGUUUAUGCCACUUCAAAUGCUUAAAAUUGUGGUUAAACGAAUUGUGUUUAAAAGUUCGGACUAGUUCAAAUAAAGUUAGUAUAGUGUACCAACAAAAUUCUGACAACAAUUUUAACAAUUCGAAAAUCGCUGAAAAAACGUAUCAUCUAGUAUUAUAUAUAGUUAAUAUAAAACAAUAUACCUGCGGUCUAUAUAAGUGGCUGUAUAGUCUCGAGGACUUGCUUAAUAGGUUAGGUAGGUGUUUAUUAAAUUUUAAUUUCAGGAUUGAUUUACAAACACAACAGUAACAAUUUUAGCGUUAAUUUCAAUUAUAAAAUAUUGUAGUCAAUUUAAUCAAAGUAAUGUACAGUACGGAGGAAAUUGGUAACAUAACAGCCUACGUUCUCAUUUCGCACAAUUUUGUAUACAUUCGAUCAUUGUCGGAUGUCUAUUUAUUAUGUUAAACUAAAAAAAAAAUGUAAUUUUUGUACAGGAUUUUCCAGAGGAUGACUCGGUGUUGAAAUAAAAUAAGCUAUGCGUGAGGUAUUGACGAAAUACUUUUUUAUGCAUGCAAAGUGGUCCGAAUCCACGACGUCCAAUUUUCUACUACAUAGAUCCUGCUGAAUUUGAGCAGUCAUCUAACUCAUAUUGACAUUCUAGGUAUUGGUUUAUUAGAAAAAACCUGUGGCUUCAGAACACAUUACAAAAAAGCUUAAAUAGUCAAGUUGCACGAUAUUGCUUGGUCAGUUUACGUCACCUCUGCGAGUGGGAACCAUGUCGUCAACGCUUUCUUGCAAAAUGACCAUUGUGGCGUUCACCAUGUGAUACUAGUACGUAUUUAUUUAUAUACCAAAAACAGAUAUACCAAUUACUGAUGGUAAUAAUCUAAUUUACACUAAGACACAUUUUUACAUGUUCGCUUGAUGUAUGAUAAUUUUUGUAUUAGAUAUAUCAAAAUCGUCCUGAACAUCAAUAUAACAUGAACACAUUGAGUAGAGAUGUAAUUGCAACUAGAUAGUUCAUCGGGUAGUGAUAGUGGUCCGAAAGAUGGGCAGUCGUAAAUACCAUGGACUGUUUUAUAUAAAAAUGCAAGAGAGUGUGAUUUUGUUCAAUUAUCAAAACUAACAGAAUCAUUUUUGAGUUGAUCAUUGUCUCCUUGUUAGUAAAUUCCUUGGAAUUUCGUAUCACAAAUCCCAAUGAUCUAUUAACAGCUAGAACAAUUUGCUGUAUAUGAGGAUUGAUGCUUAGAUCACACCUUGGUAUACUUUUUUUAUAUACUCCAACUACCACGAAGGCCUAAGGCCUAAACACCCAUGGGGUACCGUGGGACUGUAGGGGUAUACAGGGAAAAGGGAGAACGACACAUGGACUCUGGCGAGGGAACACGUGUGUAUGCACCAUGCACACAUUCUGGCCGCGCCUACGAGAUCCGCCGGGUGGUACCUUUGCGUUCGACAGUCAGAGACCGUCUACCACCUACGGACAAUCACAACAUCCAUAGCCAAGAGAAAAAUUUCUCUUGCGGCGGGAUUCGAACCCGCACAGCGCACGGCGACUGAUCAGGAGACUGAAGAGUCUCUCGCUGCGGUCGGUAUUCUCUACAAAGGACAAUAAUUAUCGACUUGAUAAUUGAAUAGGAACCAUAUUACCGUUCUGUCGAACCAAAUGUUGUUCUCGUUAAUAUUUUUUAAUUUGGACCAACAUCUGUAGCACUUGUCAUUGAAGGUGAUUACUUCACAAACAUUAGUUUUGAAAAAGUACGGACGAUUGACGCCUUCAGCCCUAAAUCCACACAAAACAACUUUUUGUGGUUGCAUUGCAACCCCAUUAGACUUUUUCUUGUGAAGUUUUCUGAAGUCGCAGGUCCAUGUCAAUAGGCCCCCAAAGUUAACAUAACAUCGACCAUCACUAGAAACUGGACGUCUCGAACAUGGGCAACUGUGUCGCAGCGGACAUUUGAACAGAAUUUUGUUAAUACCCGGCGUAUGUUUCACUCCGUUUCAAUAACGAUCCGUCCUUAUAGGAAAAACUGUUAGCAAUUUCUCGCGAAUUUGCUUUGCAAUAAUUUUUUAUAUAUAAUUUUAUGUAUUCCACAGUUUUAGGAGUGGUAUUUUUCAACCGAUUGUUGUAAAGCAAUAUGCAAACCUAUUUUGCACUCUUUAUAGCUCCACAUUUCUUUAUAUCAUGUCCCUGUUCUGCAUUAGAUUUCAUGCACAAAAUAUAAAAUGUUUUUCCUAUACCAUUCUGUCAUCAAAUAGAUCCGAUUAGCAAAACACGUUUUUAUACGACAGUGAAUGAUCGAGAUAUUCAGGAAUAUUUUGAAAUUCCUUGAAGUUUCGUAGCUCAUUUCUUGGUCAAUGCACAAAUUUUCAAAAAUAUGUGGUGCCUUACGAAAAUGUUUUCCCUUUUAUUUUUUGAAUGGAUCAAGUUAGCAAGCUGAGAUUUGAGAUGAUAAAAUUCACGCAUAAAUAAUUUAUUUUAGCGUAGGGUUCUAUUUGAAAAUUUCAAAAUCACGGCUGAUCGCCACCUUGGUGCAAUUUUCUGAAUGACAUGAGGAAUCAUGUGUUGCUUUUAUGCAGCUCCGUAUAUAUAGAAUAUAGUAUCGGUAUUUUUCAAAGUGGCGGAUUGGCAAGCUUUUAGAUUUGAGCGUUUUGUACAUCGCAUAUGAAUUUUCUUUUUUUGUAAGGGUCUAUAUCGGAAUAUGCUAUAAAAUUUGAAAUAAUCCCCCAUAUUUAUCUGUUUCCCAUAUAUGUUCGCUUAGUGCUGAUUUUAAGAUUUCUUCCUUUGUUACAUAUCCUUUAUGUUCAUUAAUUCUAUAUUUAACAGGUCUUCAAGUUUCACCGACGUAGCAUUUACUACAGUCACAGUCUAUUUUAUUUUUUUGUCUAUAUUUUCGUUAAUAGGUUUUAAAGACAGUUCUGAUAUUAAUUUUUUUGCAAACAUCUUCAAGUCUUGCGGAUAAACAUCUUUCGUACGGUAUACAUCAAGACCUGUUAAAUGUAGAAUUACAGAACCUGAAUGAUAUAUAACAAGAGGAGAAACCUCAAAGUCAGCACUAAGCGAACAAGUUGUGUUACAAUUAUGGGUGGCUUUUUUUUGUGAGGGUUUUUGGCGUCUUUGGGACGAUGGACGGGGGCAACGUACCUGGUACAUUUAAAAAAACAUACAUAACCUCAUGCUGGCUUGUCGUUUUGGAGGUACUGGACGAUUUGAAAUGUUUCGUUCAAAAAAUGACAAGAUUUCAACAGAUUUUUCUAAAUGGAAUAUUUCAUAUUUUAUUACAUAUUCGGAUAGACUCUCCUAAGAUAGAGAUCUGCACAACAUACUAUAUCAUUUUAGCUGACGUCGUAAUGUGUACGAGAGAGAAGCGCGAGAAGCGUCCAAUAUGUAUGUUAGACAGAGUGCGCCGAUGGCAUCCGUGGCCUCGGCACUCAGGCAACGCGAAGUGCUUCUAUCUCUUUCUAACACACCUAUUGCAUGCUUCUCAUUCUUCUUUCUCGUACACAUUGCGACGUCAGUGGUGUUUGGUUUUCAGUGUAUUUAAAGACUGUUCCAAGAUGGUGUCCAGCCUCCAUUUUUAAAUUUUGAAUUGUCACUCACUUCCACGCUUAGAUAUAGUAUUUAUGUUUCAAAUUCAUCAUCCCGAAUUUCAGUUAGCUAACUUGACUGAUUAAAAAAUAAGUAAGAUUGGACCUUUUUGGAAAAUCACUGUACACCUAUAAACGUGAUUCUUAUAAUUGUAGUGAUGUAGAUAUCACAUAACGUCUAAAAAACGAUAUUUUUUUUAUUAAAUUUUUGUAACAAGCUCUAGUUGUUGACAUAUAUUAUUUACAAAAUUGAGAUUCUCAAAAAGUUGAAUAUGUUUUGUAUUUCACAAAAUAUUGGAGAGAAGAACUACAUUUUUUCUAUGCAGAACAGUCGAUCAUUUAUCUUCUGUUUAAAAUGAUUUUUGUCUUCCAUAUACGUUAGUAUAAAGCCAUAUCUUAUAAAGUUAAUGUAUAUGUUGACAUUUUUUGUUCUCAAUCAAUAUGUUUAAGUAACUAAAUUGAGGCUAUUUUGAAUUGUACAAGCCUGUUUUUCACAUUUGGACUAUAGGGCUGUUUGUAAGCGUCACAAACAAAAAAUUUCCAAUACUGUACCUGACGUAAUAGUUACUUAAAAACUUUUUUUGUUACAAAUGUACAGAAUAUUUAUUUUUAUUAAUUAUUGUUUUUAUAUAUUAUAUAGUGUUAAAAAGUUGUGAAGUAUCUAAGUACUUCCACUGCCAUUUACUUGAACCAUUUUUAUAGUGUCUCAUAAAGGCACUUUUACUGAGAAUCAUGCUUCAUCCAACACACCUAAUAACUUGGAACUCUAAAGUUUAUUAAGACUAUAUAUAUAAACUCCAUGCAGUUCUAUUCCCUUUCAAAUUCAAUACUUAUAACCGAAUUUAGGCAGGAAUGUUGCUAAAAUUAAACAACAAAGAAUAAGGCUCUUGUGAUUCUGAUUAUUAGUUAUCAUUUUUACAUAGUCUUCCAAUUCGUUACUGUUACUGCAGGACUGUAUAAAAAUGGUAGUAUCGAGCACCAUAAGAAAUAAAGAGUGUAUCAUGCUAACUGUUGUAUUACCAGUAGCAAACCAAAACUGUAAUUCUCCCACGUGUUUUUUGACAUUGUGCGUGUGUUCUUUUGGCAUAGUUUUCAUAAAUCCAAUGGGCAAAGUACAGAGAAGCUCUGGAUCCAGAAUUCUGGUUUCAGUAGCUCAUUUUGCCAGUCAAUCAGCUGUGAUAUUACCCUUGAAUUAUGAGUGAACAUUCACACCCAGGCAACAUUUAUAUUUGUUGUUAUACUUUUACUAUAUUUCUGAAGUAAGUAUGGUUUCUUACCCCAAUGGCUGCAUGGGGCUCAAGCUUGGGCAACAUUUCACAUUUUGUGAAUUGCCAAACAUCAGGAUUUGAUACUCUAUGCACAGAAGACAUUAUAUGAAUAAAAACAAAGAGUUUUACGUUGUUAGGAAUGUUUCAAAUAUAGCGAUCGCGUUACGAGUAUAUCAAAUUUUUAUAAUAACACAUUUUUAUAGUGAAAUUGAUGUGCCAAAUUUUGAGAAAAUGGUAUUAAGGCAAAAAAAUAUUGAGGUAGUGAAGUAAGUUAGACUUUAUGGUUUAAGUGCAAUUACCCAAUGUACCAAUAAUGUAGAUACAAAAAAUGCCACUACUGUAUAAUAUUCUAGGUUCCGUAAGGUUUUUUAGUAAAGUAAAAUGUACUGUGAUUAUUUUUUGUACAUAAUUUUAAAGACUUGUUUUAUUGUAUGUUAUUAUUGAAAAUUAGUUCCUGAACUAUAUGUUAACCAUUAAUUUUAGGGUAUUUAAGGAACUCCGUGUAAUAUUUACAAAAUGGCAUUAGGUUCAUGCCUCAACGAUAGCAUGCUAUCAUGCUGUGGCACCAUACUAUACUUAAAAGUGUCAGCCAAAUUACUAGACGAUCGUUUCAUGUAAACAUUGAAUGUAGAGAUGCAAUAAUUCGAGUAUUAAAAAACUACUCUCUGUUUGAAAUACGUAUCAAUAUGGGCUCAAUGUUUCUUCGUACAAUGAAAAUAGGCUUCUGGGUCCUGAUUGAUACUAAAUGUCGAAUCUUGAAAUUUAAGGAAACUUAGUAUCCCCUGACGUUUUUGGAAAAAUUUCCAAUAAAACUUGCUUUUAUGUAGUGGUAUUCGACAGUACUAUGAAUUUAUCAGCUUUCUUGGUGGAUAUACCAAUAACCCAUUAGAAGAUUGUCUUCGAAUUCUGCAGCAACAAUUUAAUGCUGCCCUAAAUUUCACACGAACCAUAUAUUUCAAAAACGGCACAGUAGGUGUUCGUCAAAUUUGAUAGAGGUGACGUUUCAAUACCUCAAACUUCAUAUUAUCAAUUUUUUAAACAUUUUUAUUAGCGAUAGAUCAUUUCUAUGGUGGCAAUUCAUAUCUUGCGCUCUUACUAAUACAACACAUUGUCUGUAAUACGAGCGGCACUAGAAUAGAAAUCAGUCUAGCCAUGUAACAAAAGACGUACGAUUUUUUUGAUAUAAUUUUAUUUUUCACUUCACUCUCCCCUGCAUAAAUGCACUUGCACCAUUUCUCCUCCAGUGAACUUAUAAUCUUAUAAAAAAAAUGUUUACUCUUGACUCUUAAAAAAAGUUGUCAACUGCUGCUUCUAGGUCGUUGUCUGAGUCGAAACGGCGUCCUCAUUUUUUUUUUUUUAGAAAUCUAAACAGAUAAAUAUGCAGGAACUCUUCUUGAUUGGAAACAUCGGGUAUAUUCUGGUGGAUUGCUUUACGUAAAUUUUUCAACGUGUUCAAAUAGACGUCCGCAUUUAUGGUUAUCCAGAUUCAACGUUGCCAUCAAUUUUCCAGCAGAGGGUUGCGUCCGUGUCUUUUUGGGGGUGGAAACUCUUUCUGAACCCACUGCUUGGAUUCUGUUUUUCUCUCAAGAUCCCAAUGAUGCACCCAAGUCUUGUCGCCCCCUCACAAUUUAUGCCAAAAGGUCAGAAUCGUUAGUCAUAAUUUCCAAAUGACUAUGAAAUUUCCAACCUGCGCAGUUUUUGUUCUGGUAUGAACCAUCGUGGAACCUACCUGGCGGACACCCAUUCAAUCCCAUACUUUUUGAGUCACUUCAUCAUUUGUUGGUGUUAUGGGUCUUCCACAUCUGGGAUCAUCUUCUUCAAAUUCACGCCCCCAUCGAAACUGUUUCGACCAAAAUUUUGUUGUGUUAUAUAAUGGUACAUCAUCCCCAUAGACGAUAACCAUUCUCUCAAGAAUUGUUUUCUGUUGAUGGCCCCCUUUUGUCAGAAGUUUUAAGUCAAUGCGAUACUCUGAUUUUAAAUUGGUCAUUUUCCUCACAAUUCACUUUAUAAUUUUUAUACUGAUUAUCAAAAUUAACUCAAAUAUUGCGAGUAAGUUUAGAACCCAUGCCAUUAUUUGACAUGGUGCUUGAGCGUUUCAAAUGUUUUUCAUGGCUAGGCAAAUUUCUUUUCUAUAGUGUCCCUCGCAUUUAUAGGUUCUCCGAUUUCUCCAAAGACAAAAUUUCCAAGCGAAAAGUGUGUUACGUCAUUUAUUAUGCCCUUGAAAAAAUGAUGUAAUACUUAUACAUCUAGUGAUUUAUUGUUGCUUAGGUUUGAGCUGUCGUGGAUACCAAAUUGAAAAAAUUUUAAUGAAAUAAUUAUUUGUCAAAAAUGGAUUAACCUUGAUCCUUGUGAAGAACAUCAUAUUCGUAAAACACUUCAUGUGAUUUUAGUCUAUAUAAAAUUUAAUUCCAACAAUACAUAUCAAGUGUGAAUGCGUCAUGAAAUUGUGUUAAAAAUGCAAAACGUUACAUAAUUGUAUGGCAAAAACUUCCCUUUCAUAUCAUUGUCAUAUCUUCUUUGUUCCUAGUAGGUUUGAAAUGAAAAAAAAACAAACAUAUAUUUAGGAUGUGAUAUAGAAAAAUUUAGAGAAAAAUUGAUGAAAAAGUCUUGUUUAAAAAUUGUACAAAGUUACUAUUGGAGAAAAUAAGAAAACUGGAACGAUCCUGAAUUAUUUCAUCAGUCUACACUAUCUACGUUACAGAAAUGAUCAUCCCGUAUAGAACGUAAUUUGGCUAAAAACAGAAACUGAUUAAAACAUGUGAAAUUAUCGAUAGGUAUAUGUAUUAACUGUCUGUAUACUGGCCAUGGUAUAAUUUUACUAUUAUAUUUAAUUUAUAUAUUUUUGGUGGCCUAUAGCCUCAGCAACUCUUUUGAGAUUUUUUACCUAUUGGAGGAAAAAUCAUGCAAUAUUGUUUUUUUAAAUAACUUCGUGACGUCCUGAGCUACAGUUCAAAUUAAAAUUUGGAAUAAAAUUGUACAUAAAGGCACACAACUUGUCAGAAGUUUUGAACAUUUUUUCUACUGCCAAAACCUGCGAAUCAUCUUUGAAAUUUUUCGAAUAUUUGUUUAGAUAUUUUGUUCGAUAAAUUCUAUUAUUUGUAAUGCAUUGACAUAUUUUAUUUCUGUGAUAAAAUUGAGAAUACACAUAAAUGAUUAAUCAACACAAUUUGGAAGCCCGAUUUCACUUUUAUUUUUCAAACGCCUAACAGGUUCAUGAAGACUAAAACAAUUUAGGGGGUAAAUUAAAUUCUAUAACGAGUUUGACACCGGACUCCGAAUAUACAAAACUAUAUAAGGUAUAUAUUUGGAAAUACAAACUUUGUCAAUUUUAUGUCACUAAAUUUCCAUCAAUAAACAAAAAGGAAGUUAUAAGAAUGACCCAAGCAGUAUAUUAUAAAUUUUCUAAUAGAGAAUACGAGUAUUAAAAAACGAAGAAUAGAAAUUAACCAAAAUUUCAUCACACAAGUUCAGUUCUUCCUCCAAUAGAUCACUUUUUAUUCAAACACUCUCACUAGAACUGCUGAGAAUACUAUGUUGUUAGUGUACAUGUUUGUAAUCAAAUAAAAAUUUGAAAACUCUUUGAA
This is a messenger RNA of Acanthoscelides obtectus, 10321 nucleotides long. Lineage: Eukaryota; Metazoa; Arthropoda; Insecta; Coleoptera; Chrysomelidae. The record is from the annotation of a GenBank genome assembly.